CAAGCAGAGCCCAUAAAGUCCCGAUCUCCGUCUCCAACCCGAACGAGAAGCCGUAGCAGGGUUCCUGGCGGUCUUGCGCUUUGCUUCGCGGUGGGCAGGGGCAUGGCUUCGGGGAAAGGGCGUCCUGGUGCGGCGGGGUUUAUUUCAACGUAACCAGAGAGCUUUGGGGUCCAGCUCAGUUUUGGUUACGAAAGGUUGCAAAAGACAUAAGGGCUUUCGGUGCGUUUCUGGGCGGGGCUUUGGGAAGGCCCACCCCUGGUUGGCCUCGGUAGGCUGCGGUGGGCGGGGCUUGGUGUGAAGAGCGCUUCCGGGCGGUGACUGGGCGGGCCUUCAGGCAGACUCGCCUUCUGGUUGGCUGCGGCGGGAAGUGGGCGGACCUCUGGAGAGACCUCGGCGUCAGCCCCGCAGGGCUGUAGGGUGUUGCGGCCUCCGGGAUUGAGGUGUGGUUCUGCGCCUGCGCGGGUGACGGUCUGUUAGCGCCCACAGUCUGCUCCCCGACGGGUGGCAGGUCCGCGAUGCCGAACUGCACAGUGAGGAGGCUGCAGGUGGUGCUGGGCCAUCUGAAGGGCCGGCCCGGUUCGGGCCCUGCGCCACAGGCCGAAAUGUGCUGCAGCCUGGGGCCGGGGCCAUCAUGGCUCGAAUCGCCCAGUUUCUAAGCGACAUCCCAGAGACCGUGCCUCUGUCCACUGUCAAUAGACAGUGCUCAUCUGGGCUGCAGGCGGUGGCCAACAUAGCUGGUGGCAUCAGAAAUGGGUCUUAUGACAUUGGCAUGGCCUGUGGGGUGGAGUCCAUGUCCCUGGCCGACAGAGGGAAUCCCGGAAACAUUACUUCACGCCUGAUGGAGAAAGAGAAGGCCAGAGACUGCCUGAUUCCGAUGGGGAUAACCUCGGAGAAUGUGGCCAAGCGGUUCGGCAUCUCCCGGGAGAAGCAGGACGCCUUUGCACUGGCUUCCCAGCAGAAGGCAGCAAGGGCCCAGAGCAAGGGCUGCUCCCAAGCCGAGAUUGUACCUGUGACCACCACGGUGCACGACGACAAGGGCACCCAGAGGAGCGUCACUGUGACCCAAGACGAGGGCAUCCGCCCCAACACCACCAUGGAGGGCCUGGCCAAGCUGAAGCCUGCCUUCAAGGAUGGUGGCUCCACCACGGCUGGAAACUCCAGCCAGGUGAGUGACGGGGCGGCUGCCAUCCUGCUGGCCCGGAGGUCCAAGGCGGAGGAGCUGGGUCUGCCUGUCCUCGGGGUCCUGAGGUCCUAUGCAGUGGUGGGAGUCCCGCCUGACGUCAUGGGCAUCGGACCUGCCUAUGCCAUCCCUGUUGCUUUGCAAAAAGCAGGCCUGACUGUGGACGACGUGGACAUCUUUGAGAUCAAUGAGGCCUUUGCGAGCCAGGCUGUGUACUGCGUGGAGAAGCUCGGACUCCCCGCUGAGAAGGUGAACCCUCUGGGGGGUGCAGUGGCUCUGGGCCACCCACUGGGCUGCACCGGGGCACGACAGGUCGUCACGCUGCUCAACGAGCUGAAGCGCCGUGGGAGAAGGGCGUAUGGUGUGGUGUCCAUGUGCAUCGGGACCGGGAUGGGGGCCGCUGCUGUCUUCGAAUACCCUGGGAACUGAGCGAGGCCCCAGGCUGGGGAGCCACCAGCAAGCGCGACACUACGGAGCCAGACCACAGGACAGUUCCACACCGGCGCAGCAGCAGGGACAAAUCACGGCUCUUCAGCAUGUUUGGACAACGUGAACACUGAUGACACACAGGAGUACGGGGUGGGGGUCAGGCCGCCCCGUCAGUCCCUCCCUGGCUGGCCUGCCGUCAGCCUGCGUCACCCGUGCCACAGGGCCGUCACGGGGCUCCUGGGGCGGCGAGUGUCCCGGAUGAGGACCGCGAUGCCGUAUUAAACGUGUUACUAAGGA
Messenger RNA from Tupaia belangeri chinensis (Chinese tree shrew), 1906 nucleotides. It is a transcript of the gene ACAA1, whose product is annotated as acetyl-CoA acyltransferase 1. Lineage: Eukaryota; Metazoa; Chordata; Mammalia; Scandentia; Tupaiidae. Gene Ontology annotation, cellular component: peroxisome. The record is from RefSeq and is a predicted model, not a curated record. Gene Ontology annotation, biological process: phenylacetate catabolic process; fatty acid beta-oxidation. Gene Ontology annotation, molecular function: acetyl-CoA C-acyltransferase activity.